Molecule: messenger RNA, 1575 nt
Organism: Physella acuta
Lineage: Eukaryota; Metazoa; Mollusca; Gastropoda; Physidae
Source: RefSeq, a predicted model, not a curated record
AUGGGAGAGGCAGCAAUCAAAUCGCAUAUGAAAUCAAGCAAGCAUGUACAGCUUGAUAAUAAGUCUUCUGAUUGCAUGACUGUUGCCUCUCUGUUCAAGAAAGCUGUUGUGCCUACUGUAACCCCUUCACCAUCGGCAGCCGCAGCAUCCCAGCUUGAAGUUACAGCUGUAGCUGAAAAGUCAUCAUUACCCUGUCCUGGUCCAUCAACUUCGAAGUUGCCACAGGCUCAAACCACAAUGAAAACUCAUGUCACCAGUGAGCAAACAUUGUCUGCUGAGAUUUUAUGGGCCUUAAAAGCAGUAUGUUCGCAUUAUUCAUUUAACAGCUGUGCAGACAUUUCUAGCCAUUUUUAUCGAAUGUUUCCGGAUAGUGAAAUUGCUAAGAAGCUUUCCUGUGGGCCGGAUAAAAUGGCAUACAUGGUGUCUUUUGGACUUGGGCCAUAUUUUCAUGAGUUGCUGAAGGCCAAACUUAAAAGUUUAGAUGAUGGUUUCAUCCUUUUGUUUGACGAGGCCCUCAAUCGGGAGCUCAGCAAGAAACAGAUGGACAUACACGUUAGACAUUGGGAUGAUGACAAGGUCAUUACAAGGUAUUAUGGGUCUGCCUUCCUGGGACAUGCAACAGCUCAAGAUAUGUUUCAAAAAAUAACAAGUCUUUUUGACUUUGACCAGAGCAAAGUUGUUCAAAUCUCCAUGGUUGGACCCAAUGUCAACUGGGCUUUACUGAAACUGCUCUCGGCUGAGUUAAAACAUGUUUCUGCAAGAGGUUUUAUCGACAUUGGUAGUUGUGGUCUGCACACCAUACACAAUGCCUUUCGUUCUGGGCUUGUGGCAUCUAAAUGGGAGUUAAGUCACUUCUUCUCCUCUCUCUCAUGGUUGUUUAAAGAUACUCCAGCACGCCGUGAAGACUACACGAGACUCACUGGUAGCAGCGAUUUCCCCCUGGAUCAUUGCCCACAUCGCUGGGUGGAGAAUGUUAUGGUAGCAGAGAGGGCAUUAAAAGUUUGGCCACACGUCAAGCAAUUUAUAAAAUCCCUUUUGGCAGAAAAAAAAAGCACCAAACACCAAGUCUUUUGAAUUUUUGCAGAAUUGUUUGAAUGACCAUUUUUUAACUGCAAGGAUUGAGUGUUUUGUUUCAAUUGCCAAGACUUUGCAGCCAUUCCUUAAAAAAUUUCAAAGCGAUGCCCCCAUGCUGCCAUUCAUGGCACAUGAGCUUUUUAACCUUUUGCGAUCCCUGCUUCAGAGGUUUGUUGCACCAGAAGUUUUCAAGAAAGAAUGCUCAUCAGUUGCAACACUGCUGUGUUUAGACAUGUCAACAACAAAAAAUCUUUUACCACCGUCUGAUGUUGACAUUGGUUUCAAAUCCAAAGCUGCAGUCAAAGAAAUUAAAACUAAAGUGAGCCAAAGGGAUAUUUUCCAAUUCCAGAUGGAAAGCAGGGAUUUUUUAAAAGCAGUUGUGACAAAGAUUAUAGACAAAACACCCAUUAAGAACAAGAUUGUUCAGAAUUUGGAUUGGCUGCAACCCAAAUGUAUUGUUAAUGAUUGUCAAGCUUGUGUCAAGCAGUUAGAAAAUGUAAU